UUAAGAUGCCGGUCCCAGGUGGAAUGUAUCAAAAUCAAGGCCCCUCUUGUUUUGACAAAAUGAAAAUGGGAUUCAUGAUAGGAUUCUGUGUUGGCAUGGCGAGUGGGGGUCUUUUUGGCGGUUUUACUGCUCUAAGAUACGGAGCUAGAGGACGUGAACUAGUGCAUUCGGUGGGAAAAGUAAUGCUUCAAGGCGGAGGAACUUUUGGCACAUUCAUGGCUAUCGGAACAGGCAUUCGUUGUUGAUGUAGUAAUAAUGUUGAAAUAUUUUCUUUGUAUAUAAAUUACUUAAUAUUAUUAUGUAGCCUUAACAAAUUAAAAUAAAAUAGUUUAAUCAAUGUGUGUA
Amyelois transitella is the source of this 345-nucleotide messenger RNA. Its product is annotated as reactive oxygen species modulator 1. NCBI's taxonomy places the organism in Eukaryota, Metazoa, Arthropoda, Insecta, Lepidoptera, Pyralidae. The record is from RefSeq and is a predicted model, not a curated record. The transcript is spliced from 2 exons. Gene Ontology annotation, cellular component: TIM23 mitochondrial import inner membrane translocase complex. Gene Ontology annotation, biological process: protein import into mitochondrial matrix; protein insertion into mitochondrial inner membrane. Bases 6 to 245 code for a protein of 79 amino acids.